Molecule: messenger RNA, 696 nt
Organism: Symbiodinium sp. CCMP2592
Lineage: Eukaryota; Dinophyceae; Suessiales; Symbiodiniaceae
Source: the annotation of a GenBank genome assembly
AUGAGCAUCACUGUGGUUCAGAGGUUGGACAGGAGGAUCAGCCGAGAGAAGCACAACUUCCAUUAUGCUUGGGAGGACGUGAGCAUCUAUCACUAUGUUCAGCCCGUCCUACCGGAGGCUGGUGACAGCAGCCCGGAAGUUGCAGCUGAGCGCCCAGCGCAGGCCCUGAAGAGCUACUAUACUGACGAGGUGGUCCGCUGCACUUUCCACGCCAAGUGCAAUCCGCGGCAGAUUGACCUCAUGUUCAAAACCAAACAGGCAUUGCAUUGCUGGGUUCACCUCCUGCAGUCCAAGCUCCUCGUGAAGAUAUCGCAGGUCGUUCAUCCCUCUUUGUCGCCCUGCGGUGUGGAGACCACAUUGCCAACUCCCUCAACGAGCUCCUUGCCCUUGCCACUGCCGCAUGCGCACUGGGUUCCUAUGGACCUGGACAGCCCACAGGCCGAGACCGUUUGGGAGCCAUCGCCCUCGCCGACUACUGCAACCUCACCCCAGAACGACGCGGAGGGUGGCGAUCCUCAGGAUCCGGUCUCGGAGGAUGCCGAGGCUCGACAGGAGAAGGACACCGAAACCUCGCGGGCAUCGAGCGUCAGGGGGCCGUCUGUCGCGAGCCGCUCUGGCUCCUUGCAUUCUUCAGAGCGACCUCCGGACUGGGCCACCAUGAGCGAGAGAUCUCUCAACAGUUUUUAUGCGGUCUGA